Messenger RNA from Punica granatum (pomegranate), 1936 nucleotides. NCBI's taxonomy places the organism in Eukaryota, Viridiplantae, Streptophyta, Magnoliopsida, Myrtales, Lythraceae. The record is from RefSeq and is a predicted model, not a curated record.
CUUCUGCUUUACUCCCCUCUCUCCACUCCUCCCUCCACUGCUCUGCUCUGCUCUAUAUACGCCAUUGUCUCUUCUUCAUCUCUCCCUAUAUGAAUUGUAUCUGCUUCGAGACGAAGCAGAGCUGAUUCUUUCAUCAUUUCAUGGUGGUAUCACACGAUUGAGCUAUUGCCAUCUUCUUCUCCUCCUCCUUGGUUGGAGAGAUGGGGGACCAGCUGUCCGGGACGACCUCUAUAUUCGGGCUCCACCUGUGGGUGGUGGUGGGGAUCUGCGUCGGUGCCGCAAUCGUCCUCCUCCUCUUCUUCAUCUCCCUGUGGCUCGCCUCCCGCAGGUCCAAGGCCAGUAAAGGCGGCUGCGGCAGCACCAAGCCCACCAUCCCCGCGGUGUCCAAGGAGAUCCAGGAAAUCCAAAUCCAUCAGGUCCACACUAAGGUCCAGCCCGACCCGCUCUUCCCAGACCCGCCCGACCCCCUGCCCGAGGAAGAGAGCCUCGUCGGCUACAACAGGAUCCACAUUGAAAUCGGCAAGGACCACCGUAUUGCCUACCCAGACCGGUACUAUGGCGGUUCAUCCUCCCACGGCAGCGGCGAGGCUCCCAGAAGCGGCGGCGGCAGCGACCAGCCGGGACAGGCAGUGGUGCCGGAGGUUUCGCAUUUGGGGUGGGGCCACUGGUACACACUGAGGGAGCUCGAGGACUGCACCAAGGGUUUUGCCGACGAGAAUGUGAUCGGGGAAGGCGGGUAUGGGAUUGUUUACUAUGGUCUGUUUGAGGACAACGCUCAGGUUGCCGUCAAGAACUUGCUCAAUAACAGGGGGCAAGCGGAGAGGGAAUUCAAAGUUGAAGUUGAAGCCAUCGGACGAGUUCGACAUAAGAAUUUAGUCCGACUGCUUGGUUACUGUGCUGAAGGAGCUCAUAGGAUGCUGGUAUACGAGUAUGUAAAUAAUGGUAACUUAGAGCAGUGGCUUCAUGGAGAUGUGGGCCCUCAAAGUCCUCUGACUUGGGAUAUUCGAAUGAAAAUCAUUCUUGGAACUGCGAAAGGGUUAACUUACCUUCAUGAAGGGCUUGAGCCCAAAGUUGUUCACCGUGAUAUUAAAUCAAGCAACAUAUUGCUCGACAAGCAGUGGUAUCCCAAGGUCUCAGACUUUGGCCUUGCGAAGCUCCUCUGUUCUGAUAGUAGCUACAUCACGACCCGUGUCAUGGGAACAUUCGGCUAUGUAGCUCCCGAAUAUGCGAGUACGGGAAUGCUGAAUGAACGGAGCGAUGUGUAUAGUUUUGGGAUUUUGAUCAUGGAGAUCAUUUCUGGGAGAAACCCUGUUGAUUAUAGUAGACCUCCAGAAGAGGUGAACUUAGUCGACUGGCUUAAGAAGAUGGUUACAGACAAGAACCCGGAGGGAGUCUUAGACCCCAAGUUGCCCGAGAAGCCUACCUCCAGGGCACUAAAGAGGGUGCUCCUUGUUGCUCUACGAUGCGUCGACCCUACUGCACAAAAGCGGCCAAAAAUGGGCCACGUGGUUCACAUGCUAGAGGCUGAGGAUUCCCCCUUCAAAGAUGAACGGAGGGGUGGAAGGGACGGGGGACGCUCGUCCCAGAACAGUAGUUCGAGAGCCGGACUGACUGAGCAGACAGUGAGGGAAUCCGGUGAUGACAGCGGGGGACCCAAACACGAAAGCAUAGUGCAAGUGAACGAGAUGAGGAAUAGACAUGAAGAGCCGAAAGAAGAGAAGCUGUAAAGAAAUUCGAAUUUAUUAUACGGUAGACAAUAAUGCCCUUAUUCAGAAGCUGCCAUCCCACGUAUCAUUUGUACCACAAAAAUGUAUUGUACGUAUCAUUGUUUCUUCCCUUUCUUUUUUUUCACUUUUGCUGUAAUUCUUAUGGAAUGAUAAAAAAUUCUCUGAUUCAAUGGAGAAGCCCUUAAGCUUUGAGCCCUGCAUUUCUUUUA